UCAUCCUUAAAGCUGCUGUUUCCCAUAGAGAACAGUAGAUUAGUGAAGGACCGGAGACCUGAACAGCUGCUGGCGAGGAAACGAGAGAGAAAACAGCCCGUGUCGAUCAUCAAACACGUGUCUGCUGGAGCUAUGAAGACGAAGAAGCAACCGAACAUCCUGCUGACAGGGACUCCCGGAGUUGGAAAAACCACUCUAGGAAAGGAACUGGCCCAGCGCACGGGGCUGACCUAUGUCAACAUAGGAGACCUGGCCCAGGAAGGACAACUGUUUGAUGGAUAUGAUGACGAGUACCAGUGCCCCAUUCUGGAUGAGGACAGGGUGGUGGAUGAGCUGGAUGAAAAGAUGAGUGAAGGAGGCGUGAUCGUGGACUAUCACGGCUGUGACCUGUUCCCCGAGCGCUGGUUCGACAUCGUUUUUGUCCUGCGCACAGACAACACCCAGCUGUACACUCGACUGGAGGCCAGGGGCUACACGGGAAAAAAGCUGCAGGACAAUGUGCAAUGUGAGAUCUUCCAGACCAUCUAUGAGGAAGCCAUGGAGGCCUACAGUAAGGAGAUUGUCCACCAACUUCCCAGCAACACUCCUGAGGACAUGGAGCACAACCUGGAGCAGAUAGUGCAUUGGACUGAACAGUGGAUGAAGGACCAUAACUAGGAGGUGACCUCACUGGGUCAACAAGAGUCAACAAUUAAAACCUGAAUUGUAUCAUUUCUGAA
Molecule: messenger RNA, 719 nt
Organism: Pundamilia nyererei
Lineage: Eukaryota; Metazoa; Chordata; Actinopteri; Cichliformes; Cichlidae
Gene: ak6
Product: adenylate kinase 6
Exons: 6
Coding region: 133-657 (174 amino acids)
Cellular component (GO): nucleus; cytoplasm
Molecular function (GO): ATP binding; ATP hydrolysis activity; AMP kinase activity
Source: RefSeq, a predicted model, not a curated record